Lactuca sativa (garden lettuce) is the source of this 789-nucleotide messenger RNA. Its product is annotated as receptor-like protein EIX2. Gene Ontology annotation, molecular function: protein binding. Lineage: Eukaryota; Viridiplantae; Streptophyta; Magnoliopsida; Asterales; Asteraceae. The record is from RefSeq and is a predicted model, not a curated record.
AUGAACAGUCUCCAUGGAAGCAUCCCCUCAUGUUUGAGUAAUCUUACCAGCAUGCUUCACCAAGGAGGAUUCUCACAAGAUGUAUUGUUUUAUGAAAGAAUAAGAGGUUAUGCAACUAGAGCGGGGAUAUAUGUCGACCAAGCACUGAUCGAGUGGCAAGGAGUUGAACGUGAAUUCUUUAGCACUUUGAAAUUGUUGAAGGCCAUUGACCUGUCAAGCAACAAUUUAACAGGACAAAUCCCAUAUCAAAUUACCAAUCUUUCUGACUUGAUUGCCCUCAACCUGUCAAAGAACGAGUUAUCUGGAGAGAUUCCACAGAAAAUUGGUGAGAUGAUAAAUCUUGAGAUUUUGGAUUUAUCCAGAAAUAGUUUUUCGGGGCGGAUACCAUCAAGCAUGUCUCAUAUGAGUUUCCUGAAUUACCUAGACUUGUCAUAUAAUAACUUUUCAAGGAGAAUCCCAACUAGCACUCAACUCCAGUCCUUUCAACCUUCAAGAUACAAUGGAAAUGCACAUUUAUGUGGACCCCCCCUAACCAAAAAGUGUCCUGGAGAUGAACCAGAACUACCACCCAUCAUUGGUAAAAGUGAGGGUAAUAGGGAAGACACAGAUGAUGAACUCAUGGGAUGGUUUUAUAUUGGUGGGGGGAUGGGUUUUGUUACCAGAUUUUGGAUUGCAUGUGGGGUUUUACUUUUCAACCGACGUGGGAGACAUGCAUUUUUUCAAUUUUAUGAGAGCUUCAAGGAUUGGGUUUAUGUGAAGGUGGUUGUGUUCAUUGCAAAUUUGCAAUAG